Molecule: messenger RNA, 474 nt
Organism: Xylona heveae TC161
Lineage: Eukaryota; Fungi; Ascomycota; Xylonomycetes; Xylonales; Xylonaceae
Exons: 1
Coding region: 272-442 (56 amino acids)
Source: RefSeq, a predicted model, not a curated record
UCAAGAAUCUGAAAAUAAGAAAGCAGCAGAAGAUAACAGUCAAGGUGGCACAGAUGCUAGCCAGCCUAACCAAGCCAAAGCACAGCCGGUAAGCUUCUCUAUCUCAUUUCUUUUCGGUGACCAUGAAAAUAACUUCAGUUUUUGUUAGGAUCAAAACGCAGUACCGGCUUGAUGAAAUGAGAGAGUUGUCUUGAUUCAUUUGUUGAGGAGUUCUCCGGGAGUCUUAGAGGGAUCUGGCAGCAUCUAAAAUGUUUUUAUACUUUUUCUCGGAAUGCAUCGUCUAUCUGCAAUAGCGCACGUCUCAUAUAUAGCCCUUAGGCUUUUCCUCCUCCGUUUCGAACAAUUAUACCUAUUUUUAAUGGUCGUAUUUUUUGAGUUGUCUGUGUAUUCGAUAUUGAUCGGAAUGUUGAAAAUCAGCCAAAAUCGACAACUCAGCUUAUAGCUGAACUUAAUUUCAAAAACAGAUAAUGCUCG